GGAUUUCUGUAACGUUAUUACUAGCGAAGCUAAAAGGUUCAUUUAAUCAACAAGGGAGGUGGAAUGGAAGGGUCCAGAUUCCAGAACCACCAGAUUCUCUCUCCUCUGAUAAAAGAGUGCUUCGGGUAAAUCCAAGCGGGGAACAGAAGCUAUUCCCUCAAACAGUGACCAGUUUGUUUGGUUCUCUCCCUCCUUCUCCCUUCCAUCUGCCGCUGAACCAGAACAAGGAAGAAGAAGCAGCUCCAGCUCCAGCUCCUGGUUUAACUCCUUUUUGCCGUCUCUAUCUCUCUCUCUCUCCUCCGCGUCCGCCAUGUGAGCGGUGUGGACCAUUGGCGUGUUCCCGAAACUAUUCCUCUCUCCCCCCCAACCGCCAACCGAAGCGUGGUAGCUAGCUUUGAGCUUCAGCUAGCUGCUGCUGCCCUCCAUCUCCAGAUUUCCUCACCUCCACAUUUCUUCUUCCUCCUUUGAUUCCCCUCUACGCCAAGCAGAAGAAACUAGAAGUAGAAGGCGACGAGCUAGGUUUUUCCUCCUUUUUCUUUUCUCUUCCUCUUUCCCACUGCUUCAGCUCCGGCCGGUUCUCUCGUCGUAGCAGCUAUAAGCUAAAAAAAAGUUGUUAUAGCAUCGAUCGAUGGCGACGCUUGGGGAUAUCUCGGUUUCAGCAGCGAUCAAUCUGCUCAGCGCCUUCAUCUUCCUGAUAGCAUUCGCGAUCUUGAGGCUCCAGCCCUUCAACGACCGGGUCUACUUCCCCAAAUGGUACCUCAAGGGCCUCCGCACCAGCCCCACCAACGCCGGCGGCGCGUUGGUCACGCGCGUCGUCAAUCUGGACUUCCGGUCGUACCUCCGCUUCCUCAAUUGGAUGCCGGAGGCGCUCAAGAUGCCGGAGCCGGAGCUCAUCGACCACGCCGGGCUCGACUCCGCCGUCUACCUCCGCAUUUAUCUCCUAGGGCUCAAGAUUUUCGUCCCUAUCGCUUGCUUGGCGUUUGCGGUGCUCGUCCCGGUGAACGUGACGAAUCACACCCUUGACAAGGUUGCCAAUGUCACCGCCAGCGACAUCGACAAGCUCUCCAUCUCCAAUAUCCCGCGGGAAUCUCAACGGUUCUGGGCGCAUAUUGUGAUGGCUUAUGCAUUCACGUUUUGGACCUUCUAUGUGUUGAUGAAGGAGUAUGAGAAGGUUGCUUCGAUGCGAUUGGCGUUCCUUGCCUCUGAGAAACGCCGCCCAGAUCAAUACUCGGUCCUUGUUCAGAAUGUGCCGCCUGAUGCUGACGAAUCCGUGAGCGAGCUUGUGGAGCACUUUUUCCUGGUCAAUCACCCAGAUAACUAUCUCACGCAUCAGGUGGUUUACAACGCAAACAAGCUAGCCAGCUUGGUGAAGAAGAAGAAAAGCUUGAGGAAUUGGUUGGACUUUUACCAACUUAAGUAUUCCAGGAACCAAGCUCAGCGCCCCAUGAUCAAGACCGGAUUUCUGGGAUGCCGGGGAGAAAAAGUUGAUGCUAUUGAUCUUUACACCGCCAAGAUUGAGAAGAUAUCUAUGGAAAUAGCUGAGGAGAGGGCAAGGGUGGCGAAGGAUCCAAAGUCAAUCAUGCCAGUAGCGUUCGUCUCGUUCAAAACUAGAUGGGGUGCAGCUGUUUGUGCACAAACUCAACAAUCAAGAAACCCAACUCUAUGGUUGACUGAAUGGGCUCCAGAACCACGGGAUGUAUAUUGGCAGAAUCUGGCCAUCCCUUACGUUUCCCUCACGAUCAGGCGGCUUAUAAUUGGAGUUGCAUUCUUCUUCCUUACCUUCUUCUUCAUGAUCCCCAUAGCAAUGGUGCAAUCCCUGGCCAGUAUCGAAGGAAUCGAGAAGGCAGCACCUUUUCUGGAGCCUAUAAUCGAAGCGGACUUUAUUAAGUCGUUUAUCCAGGGCUUCCUACCUGGUAUCGCUCUCAAGCUAUUCCUGAUCUUCCUACCAUCAAUACUGAUGAUGAUGUCCAAAUUUGAAGGCUUUAACUCCGUGUCCUCUCUGGAGAGGAGAUCAGCUACCCGGUUUUAUAUAUUCAACAUUGUGAAUGUCUUCCUUGGGAGCAUAAUUGCCGGAACUGCAUUCGAGCAGCUGAAUACAUUUCUGAACAAGUCCACUGGCGAAAUCCCGAAGAUAAUAGGUGUGGCGAUCCCCAUGAAAGCAACUUUCUUCAUAACCUACAUAAUGGUCGAUGGCUGGGCUGGAAUUGCUGGAGAAAUCCUGAUGUUGAAGCCGUUGAUAUUUUACCACUUGAAGAACUUCUUCCUGGUGAAGACUGAAAAGGAUAGAGAAGAAGCCAUGGACCCGGGGAGUCUCGGGUUCAACACAGGAGAGCCCCGGAUACAGUUCUAUUUCCUCUUGGGGCUUGUCUACUCAACCGUGACUCCUUUCCUCCUUCCCUUCAUCAUCAUCUUCUUUGCAUUUGCUUACGUUGUCUUCCGCCACCAGAUCAUAAAUGUGUACAACCAAGAGUACGAGAGCGCAGCAGCAUUCUGGCCAGCAGUGCACGGUCGCGUACUCAUCGCGCUGGUCAUCUCUCAGCUGCUGAUGAUGGGGCUGCUGAGCACCAAGGGAGCAGCUCUGGCAACUCCAUUUCUACUCGCCUUGCCCGUGCUGACAUUCUGGUUCUACAGAUUCUGCCAGGGCCGAUAUGAACCGGCGUUCGUCAGGUACCCGCUGCAGGAAGCCAUGAUGAAGGACACUCUCGAGCGGGCCAGGGAACCCAACCUCAACCUGAAGGGAUACCUUCAGCAAGCCUAUGUCCACCCGGUUUUCAAGAGCGCGGACGAGCGCGACGACGACGACAUAGACGAUGAUGAUGACGGCCGUAUGUCUUACUUGAGCGGGAAGAUCGACCACAGCGACACCGUGCUGGUUCCGACGAAGCGGCAGUCGAGGAGGAGCACCCCAGCUCCCAGCAGAGUUAGCGCAGGGUCCUCCCCCUCCAUGUCGGAGGAGAGAGGUCAUCCUGCCAAGCAUGGCCCUCCUGAGCCAUAAUUAAGCAGGCCCCUGAAUGUGUAAGUAGAACCACUUGUAAGUAGCACUGUAAAAACGACUGCGUUUUCCUUGAGGAACCGCGUUUUAGUGUACUUGUUGAACUCGCGACAACUGUUUGAUUGCAUUGGCAUAUAUCCUCUCCACUGUGGAUAACGUAGAAAUGGAUGACGGGUGCAUUUUGAUUCGUCAGUCUUCUUCUGCCUGAUCCAGAGAGUGCAAGUGUUAGAUUUUUACGUUGUUGGCAGUUGCUGACAUGGUCAGUUACACUUGGCACCCUGUAUGCCUGCCACCUGGCAACUUGCUUCUUGCCGCACGAGUGAGUGAGUCCUAACUAAUAAUGGAGGCUUUGGCUUCCCACGUGUGCACAGAAGGGGAAUUAACAGUACUGUACCUACUAGCUACCUGAUUGGCAUCUUUCUCAGUGAGCUGUAGUUAGUUAAUUAUGCGUGUGUUACCUGUGAAGAGGUCAGUAGGAAUUAUGG
Molecule: messenger RNA, 3477 nt
Organism: Linum tenue
Lineage: Eukaryota; Viridiplantae; Streptophyta; Magnoliopsida; Malpighiales; Linaceae
Source: the annotation of a GenBank genome assembly